Messenger RNA from Gloeophyllum trabeum ATCC 11539, 1326 nucleotides. RefSeq lists its product as uncharacterized. The transcript is spliced from 2 exons. Lineage: Eukaryota; Fungi; Basidiomycota; Agaricomycetes; Gloeophyllales; Gloeophyllaceae. The record is from RefSeq and is a predicted model, not a curated record. The annotation marks the transcript as partial.
AUGUCUUCCACCAAAGUGCUCUUCUUCGGCGAGCAGACGAGAAUAAAUCCAGUACAAUUAGGCCACUAUGCCACCAAACACGUUAUCGAUCAAUCUAGAGUCGUUGAAGCGACGGUGGCACAUGGACUUACCACUGACCAGACCGCGACGCCAACGAACGCCAGUGUGACGUCGAGUCCCAUAACUCGCCAAACUCCUGACCUGCAUGAACGCCAUGUCUCCAUGCCACCCGCUGUGGCCGGCAACACGACCUCCCUCUGCGACACGGCCGCCGCACCGACUCAGCAGAAAUGCUUGGGACCAGAGCAAGCCUUUCCUCGCUUCACGCCCAAUUUGCCGCCUCGACUAAGGAAGGCAAGACCAGGUCGGCGCGAGCGAGCACUUCUACGCUUCCAACGGGAGGCAGGUCUUCUCCAGGAAACCGUCACCCAGCAGCAAAACCAGGCGACUGCCCCUAUAGCAGGUCAUGGCACUGUCGAAGCAUGGAUGGGAGCAACAAAUGUCGUGCUGUCAUCGCCGGGGUCCAACGGAAUAGGCGAAGUAUCCCGUCCCACACCGGGCGACCUGCCUCCUCGUCGGAAGGCGAGGCCGGGAAGACGAGAGCGAGCCUUGCGACGCCUUCAGCGAGAAGCGGAGAUUCUUCAGGACCCCUCCAUGUUGCAGCGGGUUGAGGCACCUGGCCUGCGCCCGGGCCCUGAUCCGACUCUGUCGCCGACGCCGACGCCGACGACUCAUGCGGAUGCGUCCUCACUGGUGGUAGAGGGGGAUGCAGUAGGGAAAGACGGUGUUCAGUCGUCGCACGACCAGCAGCUAGCCGAACCCGUGAGCACUCUGGCUCAAGGCCAAGCAGACGACGUUGAGAACGCUGCCGCCUCGCAGCACGACCAGCACUCCAUUUCCCCGCCUCCUUACGACCCGAUCGCGCUGGGACUGGAAGCGGCGCGAUUUAUCCUGCAGCAGCAUGGAUCAAGCCAGUACCCGACAGAGGCGAUGGCGCACGAUCAACCACAGGAACGACACCUCGUGGACUGGGCGAUCCAAUGGCAAGAGGCCGCGUCAGGACUUCCGAGGGACGGUGCGUCAACGGCUACUGUGACGCUGCCUCAGAUCCAUUCCGAGCAGGCUGAGGGCGGCGCACCCCUGGGGAUGGCCAAUGUCGAGAGCUUGCCCUCGCACCACUGGCAGCCGCAGCCGUUCACGCCAAGCAUGACUCUCAACCAGGGCGGAGAGGUACCUAUUGGCAAUUUGCAGAACGACGAGUACGAGGCGCCGUACGCCUUCCCCAGCGAGUGGCCCGUCCCUACGGCACAGCAGGCACCUGAAAUG